ACCACCACCCGGGCUGUGCUCUCCGGCUCCCGCCGCCACCCCCGCCCUCGCCUUCGCCUCCGCCUCCGGUGAGUUCAGGGCGGUUGCCUUUAGGGUGUGUCCCUAAUUGACGGGGUCGGGGACGGAGAGAAGGGUAACCCCAGGCUGGGUCGGAGACUGGCGGAGGCGAGGAAAUCCUAAGAGCGUGACCGUUGAUGAUGCAGGGAACCGUCGGGUGUGACCAUUGACAGGGAAAAGGUUGGAGAAAGGGUCUCUACCAUGAUGCCUGUGGUGCGGUGAGGGAAUCCUCGGGUGUGGCAGCAGGUGCACAUUAAAGAUCCAAAGUCAUGACUGACUCCAAGUAUUUCACAACCAAUAAAAAAGGAGAAAUAUUUGAACUAAAAGCUGAACUCAACAAUGAAAAGAAAGAAAAGAGAAAGGAGGCUGUGAAGAAAGUGAUUGCUGCUAUGACCGUGGGGAAGGAUGUUAGUUCUCUCUUUCCAGACGUAGUGAACUGUAUGCAGACUGACAAUCUGGAACUGAAGAAGCUUGUGUAUCUCUACUUGAUGAACUACGCCAAGAGUCAGCCAGACAUGGCCAUCAUGGCUGUAAACAGCUUUGUGAAGGACUGUGAAGAUCCUAAUCCUUUGAUUCGAGCCUUGGCAGUCAGAACCAUGGGGUGCAUCCGGGUAGACAAAAUUACAGAAUAUCUCUGUGAGCCGCUCCGCAAGUGCUUGAAGGAUGAGGAUCCCUAUGUUCGGAAAACAGCAGCAGUCUGCGUGGCAAAACUCCAUGAUAUCAAUGCCCAAAUGGUGGAAGAUCAGGGAUUUCUGGAUUCUCUACGGGAUCUCAUAGCAGAUUCAAAUCCAAUGGUGGUGGCUAAUGCCGUAGCGGCAUUAUCUGAAAUCAGUGAGUCUCACCCAAACAGCAACUUACUUGAUCUGAACCCACAGAACAUUAAUAAGCUGCUGACAGCCCUGAAUGAAUGCACUGAAUGGGGCCAGAUUUUCAUCCUGGACUGCCUGUCUAAUUACAACCCUAAAGAUGAUCGGGAGGCUCAGAGCAUCUGUGAGCGGGUAACUCCCCGGCUAUCCCAUGCCAACUCAGCAGUGGUGCUUUCAGCGGUAAAAGUCCUAAUGAAGUUUCUAGAAUUGUUACCUAAGGAUUCUGACUACUACAAUAUGCUGCUGAAGAAGUUAGCCCCUCCACUUGUCACUUUGCUGUCUGGGGAGCCAGAAGUGCAGUAUGUCGCCCUGAGGAACAUCAACUUAAUUGUCCAGAAAAGGCCUGAAAUCUUGAAGCAGGAAAUCAAAGUCUUCUUUGUGAAGUACAAUGAUCCCAUCUAUGUUAAACUAGAGAAGUUGGACAUCAUGAUUCGUUUGGCAUCUCAAGCCAACAUUGCUCAGGUUCUGGCAGAACUGAAAGAAUAUGCUACAGAGGUGGAUGUUGACUUUGUUCGAAAAGCUGUGCGGGCCAUUGGACGGUGUGCCAUCAAAGUGGAGCAAUCUGCAGAGCGCUGUGUAAGCACAUUGCUUGAUCUAAUCCAAACCAAAGUGAAUUAUGUGGUCCAAGAAGCAAUUGUUGUCAUCAGGGACAUCUUCCGCAAAUACCCCAACAAGUAUGAAAGUAUCAUUGCCACUCUGUGUGAGAACUUAGACUCGCUGGAUGAGCCAGAUGCUCGAGCAGCUAUGAUUUGGAUUGUGGGAGAAUAUGCUGAAAGAAUUGACAAUGCAGAUGAGUUACUAGAAAGCUUCCUGGAGGGUUUUCACGAUGAAAGCACCCAGGUGCAGCUCACUCUGCUUACUGCCAUAGUGAAGCUGUUUCUCAAGAAACCAUCAGAAACACAGGAGCUAGUCCAGCAGGUCUUGAGUUUGGCAACACAGGAUUCUGAUAAUCCUGACCUUCGAGACCGGGGCUAUAUUUAUUGGCGCCUUCUCUCAACUGACCCUGUUACAGCUAAAGAAGUAGUCUUGUCUGAGAAGCCACUGAUCUCUGAGGAGACGGACCUUAUUGAGCCAACUCUGCUGGAUGAGCUAAUCUGCCACAUUGGUUCUUUGGCCUCUGUGUAUCAUAAGCCUCCCAAUGCUUUUGUGGAAGGAAGUCAUGGAAUUCAUCGUAAACACUUGCCAAUUCAUCAUGGGAGCACUGAUGCAGGUGACAGCCCUGUUGGCACUACCACUGCAACAAACCUGGAACAGCCUCAGGUUAUCCCCUCUCAAGGUGAUCUUCUAGGGGAUCUUUUAAACCUUGACCUCGGUCCCCCAGUCAAUGUGCCACAGGUGUCCUCCAUGCAGAUGGGAGCAGUGGAUCUCCUAGGAGGAGGACUAGAUAGUCUGCUUGGCAGUGACCUUGGCGGGGGCAUUGGAGGAAGUCCGGCAGUGGGACAAUCCUUCAUCCCAUCAUCGGUGCCUGCAACCUUUGCUCCUUCACCUACACCUGCUGUGGUCAGCAGUGGACUGAAUGACCUGUUUGAACUCUCCACAGGGAUAGGCAUGGCACCCGGUGGAUAUGUGGCUCCUAAGGCUGUCUGGCUACCUGCAGUAAAGGCUAAAGGCUUGGAGAUUUCAGGAACAUUUACUCACCGCCAAGGGCACAUCUAUAUGGAAAUGAACUUCACCAAUAAAGCUCUGCAGCACAUGACAGAUUUUGCAAUCCAGUUUAACAAAAAUAGCUUUGGUGUCAUCCCCAGCACUCCUCUGGCCAUCCAUACACCACUGAUGCCAAACCAGAGCAUUGAUGUCUCCCUGCCUCUCAAUACCUUGGGCCCAGUCAUGAAGAUGGAACCUCUGAAUAACCUCCAGGUGGCUGUGAAAAACAAUAUCGAUGUCUUCUACUUCAGCUGCCUCAUCCCACUCAAUGUGCUUUUUGUAGAAGAUGGCAAAAUGGAGCGCCAGGUCUUCCUUGCAACAUGGAAGGAUAUUCCCAAUGAAAAUGAACUUCAGUUUCAGAUUAAGGAAUGUCAUUUAAAUGCUGACACUGUUUCCAGCAAGUUGCAAAACAACAAUGUUUAUACUAUUGCCAAGAGGAAUGUGGAAGGGCAGGACAUGCUGUACCAAUCCCUCAAGCUCACUAAUGGCAUUUGGAUUUUGGCCGAACUACGUAUCCAGCCAGGAAACCCCAAUUACACGCUGUCACUGAAGUGUAGAGCUCCUGAAGUCUCUCAAUACAUCUAUCAGGUCUAUGACAGCAUUUUGAAAAACUAACAAGACUGGUCCAGUACCCUUCAAUCAUGCUGUGAUCGGUGCAAGUCAAGAACUCUUAACUGGAAGAAAUUGUAUUGCUGCGUAGAAUCUGAACACACUGAGGCCACCUAGCAAGGUAGUAACUAGUCUAACCUGUGCUAACAUUAGGGCACAACCUGUUGGAUAGUUUUAGCUUCCUGUGAACAUUUGUAACCACUGCUUCAGUCACCUCCCACCUCUUGCCACCUGCUGCUGCUAUCUGUCCUUACUUGUGGGCUUCUCCAUGCUGUGCCAAUGGCUGGCUUUUUCUACACCCUCUUUUGAGUGUAGUUUGGUAUUUUGUAAUUGAGAGCUCAUUUCAAAAGCAGAAAAAGACAACAAAUAUUAAAGCAAGGAAAAGUGUAACUGAAA
Molecule: messenger RNA, 3572 nt
Organism: Pan troglodytes (chimpanzee)
Lineage: Eukaryota; Metazoa; Chordata; Mammalia; Primates; Hominidae
Gene: AP2B1
Product: adaptor related protein complex 2 subunit beta 1
Exons: 22
Coding region: 327-3182 (951 amino acids)
Biological process (GO): vesicle-mediated transport; intracellular protein transport
Cellular component (GO): clathrin adaptor complex; membrane coat
Molecular function (GO): clathrin binding
Source: RefSeq, a predicted model, not a curated record